AUGGAGCCCUCAGCCACCCCAGGGGCCCAGAUAAGGGUCCCCACUGGCAGCGGAGAACCGUCCCCGGUGCCUCCAGACUACGAAGACGAGUUUCUCCGCUAUCUGUGGCGUGAUUAUCUGUACCCAAAGCCCUACGAGUGGGUCCUCAUCGCAGCCUACGUGGCUGUGUUCCUCGUGGCCCUGGUGGGCAACACGCUGGUCUGCUUGGCCGUGUGGCGGAACCACCACAUGAGGACCGUUACCAACUACUUUAUUGUCAACCUGUCCCUGGCUGAUGUGCUGGUGACUGCCAUCUGCCUGCCAGCCAGCCUGCUAGUGGACAUCACCGAGUCCUGGCUCUUUGGCCAUGCCCUCUGCAAGGUCAUCCCCUAUCUACAGGCUGUGUCCGUGUCAGUGGCAGUGCUGACUCUCAGUUUCAUCGCCCUGGACCGCUGGUAUGCCAUCUGCCACCCGCUGUUGUUCAAGAGCACGGCCCGGCGUGCCCGUGGCUCCAUCCUGGGCAUCUGGGCUGUGUCGCUGGCUGUCAUGGUGCCCCAGGCUGCUGUCAUGGAGUGUAGCAGUGUGCUGCCGGAGCUAGCCAACCGCACACGGCUCUUCUCUGUCUGUGAUGAGCGCUGGGCAGAUGACCUCUACCCCAAGAUCUACCACAGCUGCUUCUUCAUUGUCACAUAUCUUGCCCCGCUUGGCCUCAUGGCAGUGGCGUAUUUCCAGAUCUUCCGUAAGCUCUGGGGUCGCCAGAUCCCUGGCACCACCUCAGCCCUGGUACGGAACUGGAAGCGGCCCUCAGAGCUGGAGGACCAGGGGCAGGGCCUGAGCACAGAGCCCCAGCCUAGGGCCCGGGCCUUCCUUGCUGAGGUGAAGCAGAUGCGAGCUCGGAGGAAGACAGCCAAGAUGUUGAUGGUGGUGCUGCUGGUCUUUGCCCUCUGCUACCUGCCCAUCAGUGUCCUCAAUGUUCUCAAGAGGGUGUUCGGGAUGUUUCGCCAAGCCAGUGACCGAGAAGCCGUCUAUGCUUGCUUCACCUUCUCCCACUGGCUGGUGUACGCCAACAGCGCCGCCAACCCCAUCAUCUACAACUUCCUCAGUGGCAAAUUCCGGGAGCAGUUUAAGGCUGGUUUCUCCUGCUGCCUGCCUGGCCUGGGUCUCUGCGGCUCUCUGAAGACCCCCAGUCCCCGCUCUUCUGCCUGCCACAAGUCCUUGUCCUUGCAGAGCCGGUGCUCUGUCUCCAAAGUCUCUGAGCACGUGGUGCUCACCACCGUCACAACGGUGCUGCCCUGAGUGAGGUCUGCCUUGGAGGCUCCAGUUCAAGGGUGCAGCCUGUUCCCCGCCUGGGCCUCUCACUGGCCCCUGGGGAAUCUGUCCAUACUCCUCAAGGAAAGACUGCUAGAUGCAGUGAGAGGUGGAGUCUCCAGUCCUGGCUUCCUACCUGUGUGACUUUGGGGAAGUCACUUUCCCUCUCUGAGCUUGUGUGUCCCCAAGAAUGGUUGAUGUGAGGAUUAAGCAUGCUCAAGAAAGCGGGAAGCUCUUUGUAAACUGCAGUGUUGUGCACACGAUUCUAUACUUCUCUCACUUGGCCAUACCCCUAUGGUAUCAUCCAUCCCCUUCAUCCUUCCAGAGCUUGGCCUUUCUCCCAGAGACCCCUCUCCUACCCAAUUACAGCCCUUCCUUGGGAUCUGCUCUAAAAAUCCCAACAGGCAUUUCCAUCUGGUCUAGUGGCUCCCUAAAGCCCAGGGCUGCACUUGACCAGCUGUUCUGAUGCUUGUGUGAACUAAUCUGGACCCAGUCCUUCUCCAGAGGGCUGCGAGCACAGCCCCACCCUCGCCAGGUGCCGAGUGCACACAG
Molecule: messenger RNA, 1839 nt
Organism: Nycticebus coucang (slow loris)
Lineage: Eukaryota; Metazoa; Chordata; Mammalia; Primates; Lorisidae
Gene: HCRTR1
Product: hypocretin receptor 1
Exons: 7
Coding region: 1-1275 (424 amino acids)
Biological process (GO): G protein-coupled receptor signaling pathway; feeding behavior
Cellular component (GO): membrane
Molecular function (GO): orexin receptor activity
Source: RefSeq, a predicted model, not a curated record